Molecule: messenger RNA, 837 nt
Organism: Australozyma saopauloensis
Lineage: Eukaryota; Fungi; Ascomycota; Pichiomycetes; Serinales; Metschnikowiaceae
Exons: 1
Coding region: 1-837 (278 amino acids)
Source: RefSeq, a predicted model, not a curated record
AUGUUUUUGAAAUUUGUACAAAUGCAGACGCUUUUACUUUCAUUUUUUUUAUAUCUUUCGAUCUGUCUCGCUACCCUGGUGAAGGAGCUGUCACUUCCUCUGUUCAAUUACUUAAGUGAUGACCAGGCAGACGCAAUUAGCCAGCAAUCUACAACCAAUUCCGAAAGCCAUUAUGUGCAUAUGAUAAGACAACCUUCAUGUGCAAAUAUGACUCGAGAUGAAUUUAUGACGGUCUUUGCCAAGUACCCAUACUUUCGAAUUCGGUGUGAGGCCGAAGGGACGACACUAGAGCCAUACGAGAUGAGCGAUCUUGGAAAAGAAGUUUUCCAAAUUCCCGAAGAAAAACUGAUUGUUCUCGUUGAGGUCGGCGCCCAGCAGGAGAUCGACAAGGUCUUUGUUCGGUUUCCCAUCAGUCCAUGCGUUCGCCCCAACGGGAAAGGCACUGGCCAAAUUGAAGUUUAUAUCACGCUCAAUUCACUUCGAAAAAGAAUUAAAGAAGUCUCGGGCAUGCUUCCUCUUAUAGGAAUGCAGGUUGGAAGAGCCAAGUUCCACAGCAGCGGCAAUGAAUUGAUCUACUCUACCCUAUGUCAAUAUCAGGACACGGCUGUCAGGCCCGCAGUGGAAAUUUUUUCGACAAUUGUGAAAUUCAAAGCCAGAGAAUGGAACAUCUACCCUGCCCAAAAAGAGUAUAUCACCCAGGGAGAGUGGCUCGAGUCUACAGCAGCCGAAAUAAGUGGAUCCUCUUUGGUGAUUUCCUGUUUGAGCGAACGCUAUUUUCCAGAAGUAUGUCAGUGGUCCGAAACAAGCGCCUUGACCGACUUGCUUCGAUUCUUCUGA